Messenger RNA from Amborella trichopoda, 851 nucleotides. RefSeq names its product dormancy-associated protein homolog 3. NCBI's taxonomy places the organism in Eukaryota, Viridiplantae, Streptophyta, Magnoliopsida, Amborellales, Amborellaceae. The record is from RefSeq and is a predicted model, not a curated record.
UCUCUCGCGGCCUAGCUUUUGGCGAAAAGAGGUCGAUAAAAGUUUGGAAUUGUUGUGAUUAUAAUCGAUCAUUUUUUUUAGAGAAGAGAUAAGAUUGAACUAUGGCGUUCUUGGAUAAGCUUUGGGAUGACACUUUAGCCGGACCUCAGCCGGAAAAUGGGCUUAGCAAGCUCAGGAAACCUGUUUCCCGGCCAUCUCCGGCCAAAGUUGAUGAGUUCUCUAAUGAAGCCAAUAGAGUGACGCGAAGCAUAAUGAUCGUGAAACCGCCUUCGGAUAAAAAUAACGCUUCAGAAAACGGAACUCCGCCGUCUUCUCCGGCCGGAAUGACGCCUCCGGUUUCUCCUUUCGCCGGGGCAGGGAGGUUUCGGAGGAGAUUUUCGUUGGAGGAGUACGAGAGAAGCCGCAUCGUUGGAGGGAAAAGCCCUCGGGGUAGAUUUUCGUCGGAUGAGUACGAGAGAGGCGGCUUCGUUCCGGGGGGGGAAAAGCCCUCCCUUUCGUGACUGAGAUCAUAUGGUUUCUAAUCGAACACCAAGGAGAAGCAAGAAGAGAUGGAGAGAGAGAGAGAAACGAGCAUCAAGUAGAAAUUAGAAAUGUGGAGGAGGAAAGAGAGGCAAGUGGUGAAUAGAUCAUUGUACAGUCUUUCUGUUUGGUUGUGCAUUUGGUGUUGUUCAUGUAAUAUAUAGAAGUGUGCGUUUGUUUCGUUUGUGUCGGAUGCAUUAGAGUUUGCUUUACUGCAUGUUAGAAUGAGUUGAGGAUGUAAAAAUAACAAGAUAACUUCUGUUCAACCAUGUCUCUAAUGGCUGUCUACUUGCGAAAUUGGAAAUUGGAUCACCGCUUCAGGUGUUUGAUGA